AUGGCCCUUGGAAAAGAUGAUCAAGAUCACAAGAAUUGCUUGGAGGGUUAUCAUCAUGGUAGCCACUUCCUCGUGGUGUCCUACGGCAUCCAGAGCCACGUCAACCCCGCGCGCGCUCUCGUCCGUCGUCUUGCUGGGACCGGUGGCUGUGCCGCUACUCUCUCCAUCCCAGUCUCCGGCCACCGCCGCAUGUUCCCUCCAUCGGCGUCUGAUACCAAUGAGGUCAUCAGCGACGGGCUCAUCUCCUACAUCCCCUUCUCGGACGCCGUGGACGACGGGAGCUGGCCCAUGGAACAAGAGGAGAGGGCGCGACGCCACGAAGCGAACUUCAGAAGCCUCUCGUCCGUGGUCACCCGCCUCGCCGCCGCCGGCCGGCCGGUCACCUGCAUGGUGUGCACCUUAAGCAUGCCGGUGGUCGUUGAAGUGGCUCGCGAGCACAGGCUCCCGUUCGCCAUCUACUGGAUCCAGCAAGCCACCGUUCUCGCUGCCUGCUACCACUACUUCCAUGGCCACGAUGAGGUGCUCAUUGAACACGCCAACGACCCGGCGUACGAGGUGACGCUUCCAGGCCUGCGCCCUCUCAGGAUCCGGGACAUGCCGACCACCAUUGUCGCCUCAAAGACCACAAUGGACAACCCUCUGUCCGCGAUUGUCCUCCGAGCACUGCGUCUACUGUUCGAGCAGAUGGAUGAGGAGGAGAUCAAGCCGGUGGUUCUGGUGAACACGUUCGAUGCACUAGAAGGUGUGGCACUGGCAGCGCUCCAGCCAUACAUGGAUGUGUUCGCCGUUGGGAUGGCGGUUCUUGUUCCUCCUCCUGGUGCUGGUGCACUGCAACCGCAUCAGCAGCAUGAUAAAAGUGGAAGCGAAGCGGCGGCGCAGAUCCACCUGUUCGAGCACGACGUGAAACCCUACAUGGAGUGGCUGGACGCGCAGGAGGAGAGGUCCGUCGUCUACCUCUCCUUCGGGAGCUUGCUGCCGUACACCAAGAGACAGGCCGAAGAGAUCUCCCAUGGCUUGCAGAGCUACGGGAAACCCUUCCUGUGGGUGGUGCGCAAGGAGGGGAGAGCGGAGGAGGUGGAUCUCUGCGUGAGGGAGGCGAUGGCAGGCGGCAAGGCGAUGGUGGUUGAGUGGUGCGACCAGCAGCGUGUGCUGUCGCAUCCGGCGGUGGGGUGCUUCGUCAUGCACUGCGGGUGGAACUCGACGCUAGAGGCCGUGGUGCACGGCGUGCCGAUGGUGGCUGCGCCGAGCUGGUCGGACCAGCCGAUGAACGCGUGUUUGGUAGAGGAGUGGGAGGUGGGUGUUAGGGCAGAGCGUGAUGCAGAGGGUGUCCUGACAAGAGAGGAGCUUGUGAGGUGUUUGGAGCUGUUGAUGGACGGCAGUGACGACGAAAGAGCAGCACAGAUAAAGGCGAACGCGAAUAACCUCAAGGAGAGAGCACGAGAGGCGGCAGCCAAAGAUGGGCCGCUGGAAAGAAGCCUUCGGAACUUCGUUACUAAGGCCAUGCAAGAUUAUCUAGCAGACCAAUCAUGA
This is a messenger RNA of Panicum virgatum (switchgrass), 1530 nucleotides long. Its product is annotated as cyanidin 3-O-rutinoside 5-O-glucosyltransferase-like. The coding region runs from base 1 to 1530 and encodes 509 amino acids. The transcript has 3 exons. The record is from RefSeq and is a predicted model, not a curated record. NCBI's taxonomy places the organism in Eukaryota, Viridiplantae, Streptophyta, Magnoliopsida, Poales, Poaceae. Gene Ontology annotation, molecular function: UDP-glycosyltransferase activity.